Drepanopeziza brunnea f. sp. 'multigermtubi' MB_m1 is the source of this 4521-nucleotide messenger RNA. NCBI's taxonomy places the organism in Eukaryota, Fungi, Ascomycota, Leotiomycetes, Helotiales, Drepanopezizaceae. The record is from RefSeq and is a predicted model, not a curated record.
AUGGGGGGAGCCGCUGAUCUUCCGCAAAGAUCCUCGUCGCCUUUGAAACGACGGGCAUCAGAUCUAGAGACAGACGCCUCGUCAAGUCAAAAGGACGAUGUCGAUAUGGUCCAGGUACCCCCUUCGGAUCCAACAGAAGUAGAUGAGCUCUCGAUAUCCUCCAGAACAAGGACUCAUUCGGUCGAUGCGCUGGCAAACGGGGUUGAGGUUAAUGUCGCAGCUCUGCCCGCCGCAGAGCAACAAAUCAGCCCUGCUCGCAGAAGUACUGACAUUCCUCCAAUCGAAUCCCAAAUCACGACAAUUACGACCCUUAUAAAGGCAGAGGACGAAAAGCAAUUGAAGGAGGGCGAUGUUACAUAUCUGGUCUCAAACCUAUGGUUGAACCGGGUCAUUUCCAGAGGUGCAGAGGCUAGGCAGAAGAGUAAAGUGGAGCCUGAAGGUGAAAUCGGACCCAUCGAUAACUCGGACAUAAUCCAGCAAACUCUUACGGACAGCGCUGGAGUAGAAUUUGUACAACUCAAGCGCGGACUUGUAGCAUUGGCAGACUACACAUACUUUACCGUGGAUGCCUGGACUCUGGUGGUUGAAUGGUACGGUCUUACGCCAGGAUCUAUACCAAUCAGACGCGUGGCCCACAACACCAGCCCCAAGGGUUCUCCCGAGAACAUACAGUUCGAAAUCUACCCUCCUGUGUUUACCAUCCACCGCUUGUACGGUGAUCAUACGAACAUUAAAAUCCCGAAUGAAAUUAAGGACAUGGAUCCUGCUGCGCCCGUUUACGUGCUCAGCACAUCCACCAGCUGUGUUGAGUUUCUGAAGACUAUUAAGACGAAAGCGGGAAUUGAGCACGAGAAGAAGGUCCGUCUUUGGAGAGUUCCGAGGCUGCAGCCAGCUGCAAAUCCAAUCCCUGCGACUUCCAUUGCAGCGACGACGCCACCGACCUCAGAACCUAGUUCUCCGACUGGAGUGUUAAUGGGCCCAGAGACACGUGCACCGCAAGAUUCCUGGAAGCUCUUGGUUGAUGUGGCCACUUUCUUGAAGCUUGAGAAGGGUGUGCAAAGAGAACUUAUUGGAUUCGAUGAUCAUUCAGCAAAUGCCAAGUACAACGGCAGCAGCACUCUGGCUAUGAAUGGGCUUGCUGCCGACGAUAACAUCGUCUUGGACGAGAAAACAGACGGCCAAUCUGACACCUUCGUCUCAACUUAUACGCAGGGUGGCAAAGCAAACUCGACGACUCUCGCCGGUAAUUCGAGCUCGAGCUAUAUCGGACCCAGCAGCCAGUCAAACAGCGGUCGUAACAGCCCUGCCCUAUCUGGCCCAAUAACUCGAGGUCGAGCUCAAAAAUCUGGAUCUAGAAAGCCGCCUGGCACCAUCGGUCUGGCCAACCUGGGAAACACAUGCUACAUGAAUUCGGCAUUACAAUGUGUCCGCAGUGUUGAGGAAUUGACGAAAUACUUCUUGACUGGUCAUGGCAAGGAAGAAAUCAACCCACACAACCCGUUGGGAAACAAUGGAAACGUUGCUCGGGCAUACGGGGAUUUGCUGGCACAGUUCUAUAACGACAGUGGAUCCAGUGCGGUCCGCCCCGUAAAUUUCAAGAACACCAUUGGAAAGUACGCACCAUCCUUCUCUGGUUACGGUCAACAGGACUCUCAAGAAUUCCUUGGCUUCCUUUUGGAUGGCCUGCAAGAGGAUCUGAGCCGCGUUCUUAAAAAGCCAUACAUCGAGAAGCCCGAUUCAACCGACGAGAUGGUCAAUAACCCUGAGGCAAUCCGGGAAAUGGCUGCGAAGGUCUGGGAUAUCACAAAGCAACGCGACGACUCUGUCAUCGCCGAUCUCUUCACCGGAAUGUACAAGUCAACACUUGUGUGCCCUUCAUGUAAUAAGAUCAGCAUUACUUUUGAUCCCUUCAACAACUUGACUUUGCAACUACCGAUUGAGAGUCGUUGGAGCCACCAAGUUUAUUACUUCCCUUUGAAUGACAAGCCCAUCCUUGUCACAAUCGACAUUGACAAGAACGCAAGUAUUGGUUCCUUGAAAGACUUCGUUUCCAAGCGCGUUGGCGUGCCGGCUGAUCGACUGUUUGUUUGCGAGGAAUACAAGAGUAAAUUCUACACAUUCUACAAGGAUCUCGCAGUAGCUUCUGAAAAGAUCGGUACCAAUGAUCACGUUGCGGUAUACGAACUCGAAGCCAAGCCGACGAAUUGGCCCCCUCGAGCUGCAAAGAAGUUGCAGGCCAAGUCAUUCGGCAACGAGUCCGACGCCGAAGACGAGAUCCCGCCUUGGGAUGACCCGAUGGCAGAACGCAUGCUCGUACCUGUCUUCCAUCGUGUCCCAAACAGCCGAGGAUUUAGUGGCAAACCUGCAUGGGAAGUCACAUGCACUCCUCAUUUUAUUAUGCUAACUCCAGACGAGGCUCGGAGCGAAGACAUGGUCAAGCGAAAAAUAUUGGAGAAGAUUUCGACAUUGACAACAUCUUCACAAUUUCUUGAUAUGGAUGUCGACGCCAGUGUUUCUGACUGCUUGGACCCCGAUAUAGUGCUCACCACUGGCUCUGACGCUGAUUCUUCAGGAGGCAGCAAAGUUGUAGCCAGUUCUGUUGAUGGAGAUGACGAGAUUGUAGAUGUUUCGAUGAAAGAUGCCGCUGCCGCUCCUGGCCCAUUAGGAAAAUUCAAUACGCGCCGACCAAAGUUCAUCUUGCCAGAUUCGCAUCUGAAUCCUUCGUUGCAAAACAUGUUCGAGAUUGGGUAUUUUGGAACCCGAAAGAAUCUGAUCAACACAGGCUGGCAAAUCGUGACCGAAAACAAGGUCUUUCCAAAGAUCAGUUCGCGCAGUCCGCAACCUCAAGCCGACGACGGUUCAGUGAGUGGUUACGAGGGUAGUCGCACCAGCUCCGAGAAUCCCGAAGACAGUGUUGUGAAUAGCGGUCCUGCAAAAGUGACACGGAUGAAUGACGAGAGCGAAAGCGAAGAGGACGCCACGCCUAAGGAUAUCUCUCGAGUCAAAGUUCUUCCUGUCCGAUCGAGAGUAGGUUCUACUAGGGGUCGCAAAUCCAAGCUUAAAACUUACUCAAAGAAGGGCAACAAGCGAAUGGCACGAAAAGCUAAACCAGAGCAGACAAUUUUUGACGACGACGAAGACUCUGCUGACGGUGGUCCUUUGGUCCGUCUUGGUGAAGGCCUUGUCGUUGACUGGGUGCCUGAAGCAUGGGAUGCUUUGUUCUGCGGAGAUUCUUCUGACGACAUCCGAGGUAUUCCAACGUGGCAAAAUGUACCUACCUUGGAGGACUCCGAGCUACAGGCCCUCAAAUCAUACCGGAUGAAGCGAAAAAAGAACGGCAUAACUCUGGAAGACUGUCUCGAUGAGUUCGGCAAAGAGGAAAUUUUGUCGGAGUCGGACACAUGGUACUGCCCGCGAUGCAAGGAGCACAAGCGAGCUAGCAAGAAGUUCGAGCUGUGGAAGACACCAGAUAUCCUUAUUAUGCACCUCAAGCGUUUCAGCUCUAGUGGAUGGCGUCGAGAUAAGCUUGAUGUUCUAGUCGACUUUCCCUUGACAGAUCUGGACCUUAGCUCAAGAGUUAUUGAGUCUGAAGAUGGUAAGCAAGAGAUAUACGAUCUGUUUGCUGUUGAUGAUCAUUGGGGCGGACUUGGUGGUGGCCACUAUACUGCUUUUGCCAAAAACUACGACGACCAGCAAUGGUACGAAUACAAUGAUUCUUCGGUAACGAAAGUGACGGAUUUAUCAAGAAUUGUUUCUUCGAGUGCCUAUCUACUCUUCUAUCGACGACGAUCGGAUGUGCCACUUGGAGGUCCAAGAUUCAAGCAGAUCCUGCAUGAAUAUAAUAGCUCCCGUCAAAGUUCAGAAGAUCAAUAUUCAGAGUCGGGGGAAGGCAAGGGCCUCGUCGGAAACUCCUCCCCACGUGGAUCGUCGAGCGCUUGGUUCGGAGUAGGAGCAGCUCGCCCUCAACUAAAUCCUGGUUCCAGCAGUGGCGAGGAAAUGAUGACAAUAAAUCCCUCGGACCUUGAGUCGGGGCUGCCACCCGCCUACGAGGAAGAUGAGGCUAUAUCACUUGUCCCGAGUGUCGAGAAGGACGACUCCGGAUAUAGCACUCGGCCAACCUGGGGCUUCGGCGGAUUGAACUCGGAAACGGAAGGAUAUGUCUUGGGAGCUAAUUCUCGUCAAAUCGUCUCUGGUGCAGGAUCAGAUGCAGGCGAUGCAGGCAGUGAUGUAGCCGAGCACAAUUCUUCGGCUAGCGACAGCUCAUUGAUCCAGCGAAAGCGUGACCUCGCGUCUUCCGAGGCUUUCGAUGAAGACUUCGAGCAAGCAUUCGUACCAGAUAUGACUGAGGAGCAGGAAGCCGCCUCUUACGAUCUACGCUCCGAGGUCGUCGAACAUGUCCAUGGCAAGGUUCUAUACAGACGCACCCUUUCGAACGGAGGUAAUGUGGAGCAUUUUGAAGAAGUCGACGAACCGGUAGUCGAGAUCCACGUCACUGACAACGAUGACCUGAACAUCGAAUGA